Messenger RNA from Trypanosoma theileri, 1341 nucleotides. RefSeq names its product RBP37 protein. The coding region runs from base 1 to 1341 and encodes 446 amino acids. The record is from RefSeq and is a predicted model, not a curated record. Lineage: Eukaryota; Euglenozoa; Kinetoplastea; Trypanosomatida; Trypanosomatidae. Gene Ontology annotation, molecular function: RNA binding. The transcript has a single exon.
AUGAAUGUAGCUACACGUGAUCUGCGCAGUUAUCACUUAGCACGACUGCUGCAUCUAGUCCCGCAGCUGCAUCGUGUCUAUGCUGAGAACUGUUUUUUAGUCCCACUCUUCUUUUCAAGUGUGAGUCCAAAAGCGAAGGCGCACGCCAAACUUAUACUGCUAUGUUUACACCGCCGACUUGGCCCCACAUGUACACCAGAUGUGUAUGAACACAUACUUUCCUUCUUGUCAUUUCCCGAACUUGUUGAGUCACCAGAAACUCUAUUGGGUUCUCCGUCACUAUUACAUUCAGACCCUGCUGAGCAAUUACCACCUACGUGUGUUAAAAAGAGAAUGCGAGAGGAGAUGGAAACAGGGGUAUCACCAGUUUCUUUACAAUCAUCCGUUCCAGGUGUGAUGGAAACAAAUGAAGGAGUAGAAAACACAGAGAAACAAAGUAAGGAACAAUUAGAAUCACCUGAACAUCAUAGUGUACAAGAGGUAUUAACAAAUAUUACAGAUGGUGAGAAGAGGGCGGGAACUAGAUCAACAACAACAGAAACACCUACAACUACAAUGACAGAUCCAAUAUUUCUUGUUCGUCCUCCAGGGACACUUAAUUCUGAAAAGACCAUGACACAUCUUUUUGUUCGUAUGGUAUCUGAACAUCAACAUAAUGAAGAAACUAUGAACACUUUUUUUGGUCGUUAUGGUCAAGUUUCAUGUAAGUUACAACAAAGGCGAUCAGUUCAAGAUACCAGUCGUCCAGGUGUUGUAAUUCAUGUUCAGGAUUUUAUUGUGACUGUUGAUUCUACGCAUAAUGCUUUUCAGGCUGUCCGUCAUGCAUAUUAUCCUGAGUUAGCCUUUAUCGCACUUCAUGAUCCUUUAUACAAUACCUAUACACUUACCGAUGUAGAUCGUGUCUUGCAUGAUGUGCCUGUAGAGAUAAUUGAAGAGCCAUGUAUUCGUGAUGUUGCCCUUGAGGGGGAUGAGACAUUACCCCCAUCCCAUUCAUUUAUACCGGAUGUGGUUGUCGAUGGAUUGCCGUACUGGCUCACCGUAGAUCAACUGCGGGCAUCCUUCUCACAGUAUGGACGUGUAGAGGAUGUGCGCAUUGCGGUGGAUGAUCGCAGUGGUGCCUUUACGGGUGCCGCGCUGCUUCGCAUGUCUUCAGUGGAGGAGGCGGUGGCGGCAUCUGAAGGUCUUAACGGUGAAAUGUUGAAGGGCCACACACUCGUGAGUGGUGUGCUGAACAGCAAUCUUGACAUUGUUUCCCUGAGGCACGGGUCGAUGAUUCAGCGGGCGGAUGAAGUUCUACCAGCGGACUACGAUAUCACCGUGAAUGGGAGACGAUGGGUUUAG